AUGGCCAUUCGCCCCAUGAAGUUCACACCCGAGGUUCUCCUCGGUGCCCCCAGGCGGUCCUCAGCUGCCCCCAACGCAGCGGGUAGCCUCGCCGUUUAUACCCAGACCUCGUAUUCCUUCGAGUCGCAUUCCAAGACGAACGAGAUCCGCGUCCUCGACAUCGAAUCCGGCCGAUCAGCCCUCAUCACUAACGACCCCGGUGCCAGCAACCCGCAAUGGCUCGGCGCGGGCGACCAGCUCGUCUGGCUGAAGACCAAGGCCAACGGCAACACCAGCUUCAUCAUCGGCGAUGCCCGUGCGGUCGAUAAGACUUACACUGCAGGCACCGUCCCAGGCCCUGUUUCCGACUUGAAAGUCACUGUCAUCGAGCCUGGCAAGAUCGGUUUCGCCGUCAGCGGCAAGGCCAACCCCGACGGCUCCUUGUAUAACCCCCAUGAUGCCAAGAAGCCGUACACGUCUGGACGUCUGUACACGUCGCUUUUUGUUCGACACUGGGAUUCCUACAUUGAGCCUCAGAAGAAUGCUAUUUGGUACGGUCUGCUGCAGCAGGCACCGUUGGCCCCGGCUCGUAGACAAGCAGGCAAGUUCUCCGUUUCGGGUCUGACGAACUUGAUCUCGGUCUCGGGUUUGGGUGCUGUUGAGUCUCCUAUCCCUCCAUUUGGAGGCACGGGCGACUUUGAUAUCAGCCCGUCCGCUAUCGUAUUCAUUGCCAAAGACCCGGAUGUGAACCCGGCCACACACACCGCCUGUUCGUGCUACUAUGCCCCUAUGUUCUCCUGGACUAGCAUGAGUGCAUCCGAUGCGAAAGUGUGCAAGGUGAAUGCUCUCAGGGGCGCAAUGUCGUCUCCUGUUCUGUCUUCGGACGGUGGCUCUAUUGCCCUUCUAGCUAUGGCUACGGAUGGCUACGAGUCAGACAAAAAUCGCAUUCUCUACGUGCCUAACCCAUGGAAUGGAGAUAUGAUUGAGGUCUUCGAGUCUGCCGAUGGCAAGGGACAGUGGGAUCUGAGUCCUUCGUCUAUUUCCUUCGCUUACGACGACAAGUCGUUGCUCAUUCAGGCCGAAGAACUCGGACGCGGACUGCUCUUCCAGCUUCCUCUGGAACACAUCAAGGAGGCUAAGCCUGAUGUAUUGAAGAGACUCACCCGUUCAGGAUUUGUCAAUGAUGUAGCUCCCGCCGCUGUUGGCUCUUCAAAGCUGUUCCUUUCCAGCAGCAGCCUUGUCGACAACAGCAUAUGGUCUAUUCUUGACCCAGCCAACCCCGAUGAGGUCCAAAUAGUCUCUUCAAAUGGUCGCGGUGGAGUAUCGUUUGGUCUAUCGCCGGCUCAAGUGGAUGAGAUUUGGUUCCGUGGUGCGGAGGACCACCCUGUGCAUGCUUUUGUGGUGAAGCCUUCCUACUUCAAGCCCGGCGAGAAAUACCCCUUGGCCUACCUGAUCCAUGGUGGCCCUCAAGGCGCAUGGAAUGACCAGUGGAGCACUCGGUGGAACCCCGCUGUCUUCGCUGAACAGGGCUAUGUCGUUAUUACGCCUAACCCGACAGGAAGUACUGGAUACGGGCAGCCAUUCACCGAUGCCAUCCGCGGCCAGUGGGGCGGACGUCCCUAUGAAGACCUUGUUAAGGGCUUUGCAUAUAUCGAGCAAAACCUGGACUACGUUGAUACCGAACGGGCCGUCGCGCUUGGCGCCUCGUACGGCGGCUACAUGAUGAACUGGAUCCAAGGACACGAUCUUGGCCGCAAAUUCAAGGCCCUCGUCACCCACGACGGAGUAUUCAGCAUGACUUCGCAGCUGGCUAGUGAAGAGCAGUACUUCCCUCUGCACGACUUGAAGGGCCCCAUUUGGAAAGUUCCAGAAAACUGGGCUGAAUGGGAUCCUUCUCGAUUCACUGGAGAAUGGCAGACACCCCACCUUAUCAUCCACAAUGAACUGGACUACCGUCUUACAAUCGCCGAGGGUCUUGCAGCUUUCAAUGUGCUUCAAAUGCGCGGUAUUGAUAGCGCUUUCCUCACAUUCCCCGACGAGAACCAUUGGGUUCUGAACCCUGAGAACUCACUCCUGUGGCACCGGACAGUGCUUAACUGGAUUAACAAAUACGUCGGGUUGCCGCCUGUGGCAGACGAACCAGAUCUUUCGUCAGGCAUGAACAGCCUGGCUGUUUAG
This is a messenger RNA of Penicillium cinerascens, 2157 nucleotides long. Its product is annotated as oligopeptidase family protein. The transcript is spliced from 2 exons. The record is from RefSeq and is a predicted model, not a curated record. Gene Ontology annotation, biological process: proteolysis. The coding region runs from base 1 to 2157 and encodes 718 amino acids. Lineage: Eukaryota; Fungi; Ascomycota; Eurotiomycetes; Eurotiales; Aspergillaceae. Gene Ontology annotation, molecular function: serine-type endopeptidase activity.